This is a messenger RNA of Seminavis robusta, 2081 nucleotides long. NCBI's taxonomy places the organism in Eukaryota, Bacillariophyta, Bacillariophyceae, Naviculales, Naviculaceae. The record is from the annotation of a GenBank genome assembly.
UUUGCCAAGAUAGACUAAUAGGCUACAUGUAGUCACUGAGAUGAUUCGAUUCGAUUCAAUCAGGUUGAUCUGGAUCUGUUGCCUUAUUACAUCACGAAUAGCUUUAUUAGAAGGCUACCAAUUGGAUCGGCUUGGACGUGCCUUCCUUGAAGCGCUGCAACCUAAGACAGCAGAAACACCUCUUCAGAUACUAGCCCUAUCCUGGUAGCAGCACUUCCCUUGGUGUUUCAUCAGAUAUACCUAACUAUCGGUAGCUGGCUAGCUAGAAUCCAUCUGAUGAAGGCAAUCGAGACAAAACUAGCUAGGAAAGCCACACUACAUGUGGGGUACGUACAGUCGUACAUGUCUCAUGAACUUUGAGCCCCAAGACUGGGUCUGAGCUCCGUUUCUUUCCAGCUCUGCUGUUUAGUAAACCACAAGAGUCGAGUCGAGUCGAGUCGAGUCGAGUCGAGUCGAGUGAUCAGUCGAGUCAGUCGAGUCGAGUGGAGCCACUUUUUCAAUUUUUGCACCAAGUCAAUCAAGACGACUGUCGCUCCACGGGAUACGGGCAUCGGAGUCGUUUUCGCCGAGGUUUGGAACCAAACCACAAGAUAGAUCAUUGGCGACACUAUCACACAACAAGAUCCAGCACCACAUCAUCUAAAGACUCGGCAAAAUCCAUAGUUUGACACAAGACAGACUCGACUCUGCACAGUUUCGUCAACAAGAUCCAACCAAGCUAGAAAGCUCCACAUCAUCAACAACUAGUCUCUCUGCUGCUCACAAAAUCAAAUCGUCUAGAUAGUUUGACAAGCGAAAAAAAGACAUGAGGACGGUCCAGAACUUGCCAUAUAGCCCGGCUACUCAGCCCUACAACAAUCAGAAUAAGCCAUUCAACGGCAACUAUGAAGUGAACCAGCCCUUCAUGAGUAAUGGUACCCAGCCUGUCACGCCCACACCCAACUAUGGAGUGAACCAGGAAUGCCCCAACCCGGUGACUCCCCCUGGCCAGUUCACCCAGAACAUUGGAACCAGGGAGGCCGAGGUCGCUCCAGUGGCAAACCGAGAUGUGAGCCUCUUCAAUGCCGAAGAGGACGACUUAUUUGGUGUUCCACCCAUGGGCACACCAGUUCAAGGAGGGGGGUUGCCCCAAGUUCCUCAAGGGACGACAAGACCCGCCCCUGAUAACCAGUACCAGGGUGUCGUCAACGGAAUGGCUUCGUUGAGUGUUCGGCCCGGGGCCCCUCAGCCAUUUGCUGAAGCUAGGCCUCAGCCCUACUCAGCGCAGCCAUCAUACCCGCCUCAGGUUAGCACUUACCUGCAGCAGCCGGCAAAUGGCAAUGGAUACAUGGCCAAUCAGGGAUACUGGCAGUCGCCACAGUCCCAGCCAUACCAGCACUACCAGAGCACUCCCACGAGUCCCAACCAGCUCCCCGAAUGGGGCCAGCCACCUUCCAAUCAGCUCCCAAGCUGGGGAGCGCAGCCGGCUCCUGUUCCGCAUUCGUACGAACAGUGCACCCACCAAAACAGCCAAGGCGCCGAGGAGCACAAGUCUCUUGAUGACCACAAGAGAUCUGUUGAUCUAAUCCGAGAGCAAGGAGCUGGUUUGCGUGCCCUUCGUCUCUUGGAUGAAACGACAAAGAACGACUUUGACCCCUAUGGGGAACACCCAGUCGAACCAACACCGCGACGCGGCGGCAUUGGUUCUGUAAAGAAGGCUGCCAUAAAGGAAAUGGCCAAGAACCAAAACGCGAAGCAACUUCGGAAGAUGAAGAGGCUCGAAUACAAGAACAAAAAAACCGAGAUGCUGGCCGAGAGUUCCCGCACUGUCUCGAGCGUUCGUCGCGGUUUUGAUCCCGAGUUGACCAGCGACAAGUGCCAGCUUGAUUUCGACAGGCAGAGGGAUGCCCAAAUCAAAGCUUUGAGGUUGAUCAAUUCUAACAUCUUCUGAAGUACACGGGUUGCAAGUGGAAGGUGAUUCUUCAAUAGCUGCGGCAAGCAGAUUGUAUUUGAAAACGAAAGGAGAAAGAGCAUUAUGACAAUAAACGACUAAAACUAUAAACUUACCAAGAGCUAUAACGGACUUGUCUUCUCUAGGUGCU